UUAUUGUUUAGCAGUCAUGAUUUUGGCAGUGCUUAUUGUGUUAUUCUGUGCGUUGCUCGCGUUAUGGAACAAGAUGAAGCCGCGAGGCCCAUCGCCUCCAGUGUAUCCUGGAGCGUUACCGAUAUUAGGGCACGCUCAUCAAUUGUACGGAGAUCCUAUAUAUUUUUGGACGAUUCAAAAGAAAAUGUAUCAAUUCAGUUUAGACAACGGUGGUGUCUCGGAGAUAAGAUUUGGCCCUCAUUCUGUCUACAUGGUAACCGAUCCAGAUGACAGUCUAGUCAUAGCCAACACGUGCCUCAACAAGCCAUACUACUACGACUUUGCCAAAGAAAUGUUCAACAGAGGACUCGUCACCGCCAGUUUAACAACAUGGAAACCUCAUCGACGACUGUUGUACCCAGCCUUUAAUAUGCAAGUCCUGGCCACAUUCGUAUCUGAAUAUAAUACUCAAGCCCGGAAUUUGGUCACUGCAUUGAGUUCUGAAGUUGGAAAGGAACCGUUCAAUGUGCGUCAUUAUUUGGUCAACCAACUGUUGAAAACUGUUUGUCAAACUUCAUUGGGAUUAGAAACAAAAGACAAAUCCAUUGAUGAAGACUAUGCAAAUGCCACGGAAGACCUCUUCAUGAUAUUCGUAGAACGAUUGAAGAAACUGUACUUGCAUUUGCCUUGUUUAUUCGCUUGGAGUUCUCUGAAGGCCAGACAGGAUCAGCUGCUCAAAAUCACGAAUGAUGCAAUGUUUAGGGUGAUCGAUAGACGAAAAGUGGAGUUCAAAGGCAAUGAAGACAAAAACAAAACAGCUACUAGAGAUAUUAAAUUCAAGCCGCUACUUGAUCAACUGCUAGAGCUAUCAGACACACAAGAUGCUCUAUCGGACGCUGAGAUUAGAGAACAUUUGGACACUGUAGUGGCAGCUGCUUAUGACACCACAGCUACGGCAGUUACAUACGCACUGAUAUUAUUAGGAACAUAUCCAGAAAUACAAGACCGCGCUUAUAAAGAAGUGCAAGCAGUACUUGGAGAUGAAGAUAAAGACUUAUCCAAAGAUGAUCUGCAGAAGCUAGUGUAUGUAGAAGCAGUUUUAAAAGAAAGUAUGAGAAUGUAUCCAUCAGUUCCUUGUGUAGCAAGAAGUAUAGAAGCGGAUGUAAAAUUAAAGAACUACACUCUACCAGCUGGUGCAUCUUGCAUGAUAUCAAUUUAUGGCCUGAAUCACCAUUCCAUUUGGGGUGCUGAUGUGGAUCAGUUCAAACCGGAGCGAUGGCUGGAUCCAUCCACUUUGCCAAACAAUCCAAAUGUUUUUUGUAGUUUCAGUUUAGGAAAACGCAAUUGUUUAGGUCGCCUAUAUGCGAUGCUGGUGAUGAAGACAAUGUUAGCGCAUGUACUUCGCAAGUUCCUGAUAAUCAGCGACAUAAACAGCAUCACAACACAAUAUGAUAUUCUAAUAAAACCAGCUGAUAACUCACAAAUACGUUUAGAAUUAAGAUCGGGAUAGAAAGAUUUUAUUUAGUACCAGCAAACUUUCAAAAGCGGCAAACUUCGUGGCGCCGCCAACAUUUUGUUUUCACCUUUUAAACAUUUUCUGGAUUUCCACUAAUAAUUCAUGACCAAAAUUAGCCAAAUCGGUCCAGCCGUUCCCGAGUUUUAGCAAGACUAAUGAACAGCAACAUUGAUUUUAUAACAUAGAUAAAUAGUCAGAGUAGAAUAAGGUGAUUUCUUCAGUCAUUUCGGCGUGUGCAAUGUAUUAUUAGAACUUAUGACGGGAUAUUUACCAUGUUUAUUUAUUUUGAUGAGCUUCCGAUAUUUCGGCACU
Messenger RNA from Spodoptera frugiperda (fall armyworm), 1807 nucleotides. Its product is annotated as cytochrome P450 4C1-like. The transcript has 10 exons. NCBI's taxonomy places the organism in Eukaryota, Metazoa, Arthropoda, Insecta, Lepidoptera, Noctuidae. Gene Ontology annotation, molecular function: iron ion binding; monooxygenase activity; heme binding. The record is from RefSeq and is a predicted model, not a curated record. Bases 17 to 1489 code for a protein of 490 amino acids.